AGGGAGAUUAACUGCCCUGUACACAACUGUUGCUUUAAUCCUCCUUGAGAGGAUAGGCUUAGUAGAGAUGUAACUGCAGCCAUAUUGAACAGACUAUGUAAAAAAAGCUUGUUUUUUUUUCAUUUUGACCUUUGAUUACCACCUUUUAUGACCAAUAAGCAUUAAUCUUUUUACAAAUAACUUGAAAUAACUGAAAUUUAUUUCUGGCCAUUCUCUAGAUUAAUUUGUAGCGUAAUCAAUUUGGUAGCCACUAGUUCAUUGAUUCUGGCAGUUAAAGUGUGACAAAAGUUUUCAAUAUGAAGGAUCGAUUGGAACAGUUAAAGGCGAAAAGUGAUGUGGCAGGGGAUGAUGUGGAGAUUCCAGUGGAGAACCAAGCCUUUAUGGAUGACUUCUUCGCCCAGAUUGAGGAGAUUCGCGGCAGCAUUGAUAAAAUAGAUGAGAGUGUGGCACAAGCUAAGAAGCUGUACUCGACCAUCCUCUCCGCCCCUACAUCUGACCAGAAAACUCAAGAUGAUUUGGAAGCUGUCACCAACGACAUUAAGAAAGCAGCAGGCACUGCUCGUAACAAACUCAAGAGUAUCGAGAAACAACUUGAGACGAACACAGAAGAGCGGUCAUCGGCAGACAUGAGAAUACGGAAGUCCCAGCAUGCCAUCCUGGCCAAGAAGUUUGUGGAAGUGAUGACCAAAUACAAUGAGGCUCAGACGGACUUCAGAGACAAGAGCAAAGGUCGCAUCGCUCGGCAGCUGGAGAUCACGGGGAAGACGACAACCGACGAGGAGCUGGAAGAGAUGCUGGAAGGAGGGAACGCAGCUGUCUUCAGCGCAGGGAUCAUGGAGUCGGGCAUAUCGAAACAGGCGCUGAAUGAAAUCGAGGCACGGCACAAAGAUAUUGUUCGGCUGGAGAGCAGCAUCAAAGAGCUUCACGAUAUGUUCGUGGACAUCGCUAUGCUGGUGGAAAACCAGGGCGGUAUGAUUGACAGGAUUGAGAGCAACAUGGACCAAUCGGUGGGCUUUGUAGAGCGGGCGGUGGCCGACACCAAGAAGGCAGCCAAAUUUCAACAGGAGGCUCGCAGGGUGACGUUGAAGAGGAGCAUCCCAGAUUAUCCCCAGUCUAACUCGGAUGGAUGGACCUGCAGUGGUCACUGUCUGUCCAGAGAUUCAUGCAGCUCUAAUCAGAGGAGAGAAUCUCCAGUCAGGCUGCAGGCCUUCCGCCCUGCAAUUCUUUUGUCUUCUGUUUUUAUCUCUCACACGCUCUCGCUCUUAAACACAUAGGCAUGCAUGUGUUCACACAUGCUCACAACUACACGCAGGCAUGCAGAUGCUCACAUGGUAUUUUUCUCAACCUCUUUUCUCCCUUUUUUUUCUCUCUAUCUGGCAUGCUGUCCUCAACAGCUGCCUUUCUCACGUCAAUCAUGUUUCUAGACUAGAUCUGUUUUGGUAGUGUGGUUUCUAACUAUUUUAAUGAGGCAGGGCAACAAUACCAUAAUGAUAUUGCUUAAUAAAAUGAAAUAAUAUUAAAACAAUGAUUACAAUUUCUCACCGCCCUAUUUACAGCUAGCAAUCACAGUAAACCUACCAUGGAUGCCCGUUUUUAAAUUAUAUUUUAGUUGUUGUUUUUUUAAAGUUAUUGCAUAAUUUUGCAUUCGUUUUUCUUUUUUUCUUUUUUAUGUGUUGACGCAUGGACCACCAGGGGGCGUUCCUGUGUCAUAAAACUGUCAUAAGAGCUCAACCCCAGCAUUUUUGUAGUGACUUUUUGUAGCGAUAUGAGUAACCGGGCAGGCAGUAUUAUAUAAAUAGAAGAACUGUGUGUUUGUGUCUUUUGUCGCAUACGAUUUUGUAUAUGGGGCAUUAUAUCUGAUAAAUAUUUAAGGUCAGAUUUCCUGUUUUGUAGCUUUGCCACUCUGUUUACAAUUAAUAAAAGACAUGUCAAAACCCUU
Esox lucius (northern pike) is the source of this 1939-nucleotide messenger RNA. It is a transcript of the gene stx3a, whose product is annotated as SynN and SNARE domain-containing protein. The transcript has 10 exons. Gene Ontology annotation, biological process: exocytic insertion of neurotransmitter receptor to postsynaptic membrane; synaptic vesicle fusion to presynaptic active zone membrane; intracellular protein transport. The record is from RefSeq and is a predicted model, not a curated record. Gene Ontology annotation, cellular component: postsynapse; endomembrane system; synaptic vesicle. Gene Ontology annotation, molecular function: SNARE binding; SNAP receptor activity. Bases 297 to 1274 code for a protein of 325 amino acids. NCBI's taxonomy places the organism in Eukaryota, Metazoa, Chordata, Actinopteri, Esociformes, Esocidae.